AUGUUUCUGUCUCUUCCUACGUUGACUGUCCUUAUUCCACUGGUCUCUUUAGCAGGACUGUUCUACUCAGCCUCUGUGGAAGAAAACUUCCCACAGGACUGCACUAGCACAGCAAGCCUGUGCUUUUACAGUCUGCUCCUGCCCAUUACCAUACCAGUUUAUGUGUUCUUCCACCUUUGGACUUGGAUGGGUAUUAAACUCUUCAGGCAUAAUUAAUACAACCAGAGCUAAGAUAGUAGAUAUAUUAAUGAUAGGUCUUGAGUGUGUAUUUCUAAAACUUAACUACAUGGAAAUACUGGAAACCCACUUAAUUUGCAGGAAAGGUGCUUUGCCUUGCUUCUCUCGGGUUUAGGACUAUGGGAGGCUUAAGCUGCAGAAGUUCCUUUUAUUGUACUUUUGUUCUACCCUUGUUUUUUUGAAAAGUUUUAUUUAUAACUAUUGUAUCAGAAGAAACAUUUCAACAGUUUCUUGUUGGAAAUUAACAAUCCCAACCAUCACCUGAUGACUUUAUUUCUUACCCCAUUCAUCUAAAAGUUAAUUAAAAUUUUAUAUGUCUAUUUUAGAUUUAAAGUAUUUGGUAGAGUCACGUGUUAAAGAUGACUGAAAUAAUUCCAAAGCAGCUAUGCUGAAGUUGUUGUAGAGAAAUACAUUUGAGCUCAUAUGACAGAAAACUACAAUAAAAUGGAAAUUUCAUGUACUUGCAAA
Molecule: messenger RNA, 705 nt
Organism: Prionailurus viverrinus (fishing cat)
Lineage: Eukaryota; Metazoa; Chordata; Mammalia; Carnivora; Felidae
Gene: PIGY
Product: phosphatidylinositol glycan anchor biosynthesis class Y
Exons: 1
Coding region: 1-216 (71 amino acids)
Source: RefSeq, a predicted model, not a curated record